AUGCCCUCCGCACUCGUCCCCUCUGCCAGCGCCCCUCCAUCCUCGCUAUGCCGUCCCAGAGUCACCUCAGCAUCCACCUUGGCCGCGCCACCCUCGCCCAAGCGGCCCCGGCAGACACCGUCACCUUCUGCGCGGUCCCCCUCCUCCCGCCCCUCCAGCUCGACCCUACUCCCCUCUUCCUCCUCUCAACCCCUCUACAAUCGCUCACGGCCUCGUCCAGCUCGUCCGUCACUCAGCGACAAGCGCGCAAUAACAUUUGACAGACACGUGAUGACUAGUCCGUACCGGUCCGGGCCCGACUCUGAAAAUUCCAAUGUGGACUGCAGGCUGGCGAGGAGGCGGGAACUCUCGGUCCCUCUUUUGUCACAAUCCUUAUCACACUUCUCGCUUUCGCAUACAUCUCCACCUACACCUCAGCGCCAAAAAGGAGCAUCCAUCAAGAUGAUGUCUGAGCUCUAUACUCUACCUCACGACCAGACCAAAACGCCACGGAACCUUUCGCGUCGGCCUGACUGGACGGAAGGUCCACCACUCCCGGCCGAGCUCUCUUAUCCCUCCACAGCACCACUCCCUCACGCCGCUUCCUUCCUCGGCUCACCCUUCUCUUCCAAGACCGCCGGUGGUCAAUACCGCUAUAUGAGCUCGGACGAGUCCCCCUCACGCGGCUACGGCAGGGCCACGACGGAACGGCUAUCGCAAGGCGCGUUUGGGAAGGAGCUGGACUGGAUGCAUGGGAGCGAGUGGAUGGCAGAGAUGGAAGAGGGAGAGAAGGAAGAAAUGAGCCCGGUACGCGCCAUGUCCCGCUCGUCACGGACGCGGCGUGACACAUCCGGCUCGUCCUCUUCCACGGCGUCGAUGGAUGAGUUCAGCUGUAGCGGGACCAGCUCGGCCUCGCUCAUCUCUCUCGGUCGGAGCUCGGAUGAGCACAAAGUCCGGCCAGGCGUGACCAUCUGGGGCGAGCAUCAUAUCGAGGAGGAGGCGCACCCCGGAACGCCUCGACACCAGCUCUUCGUCGCCACUUCGGGGAGUGAGGACUCUCUGCAUAUCGCCUCCAAGGGGAAGAAGGCUACUCCUUCUCCUAUCCGGGCAUCAGCAAAGGGCAAGCUCCCCCAGAUCUCUCCCCUCCAACACCUCAUGAACCGCUCGGCGUCCAAGUCGGUCACUCCCACCGACAACAACCCUCCCUCCAAACCUCGCAAGUCCCCCUUCGCCAACUUUAUGCCUCGACUCAUGUCUGUCCGUCGUCCUACGUUGUCGCGGAAAGACAGUCUCUCGGUCGGUCGGAAUGACGAGGACGAAGAUACGGACACUGAGGACGUCAGCUCCCCUUGUAACCGCCCCCUCAUCGCCUCCUCGUCAACCGUGUGCGACUCUAAAACCGCGCGCAUCGCCGCCCAGCCUACUCUCGUCGGACUCGGUAUCUCCUCCUCAGCGGACAAGGCCAACUCGUCCUUCUCGUCCGAAUCGAGCAUCGAGGCUCCCUCCCCUUCCAAGCCGCCACCAAGCGCCCACCUCUCCAACUAUAUCCUCAGUCCCGGACCACUCCCCCGCGCGACGUCCGCCAGGCGCAAGACUUUCGUCACCGCCGAUGCACCGCCCAAGCCCGCAACAGCCGCUACGACUACGACGCUGGAGCGAGCCAAACCACUCCGCCCGCUCCUUCGUCGAGGCGUCACCGAGCCUCGCGCCCAGGUCGGUCUCGUCGGGAAGCUGCUCGGUCCUGAAUCGGCCCACACUCCUCCUCCGGCCCUCUUUGACGACAUCAAGCCUUCUCCCGCGGCAUUUGCGUCAACCGGGCUCGUCAAGAAGAAGUCGGCUCUACCUAUUCUUCAGAUCCCAAAGUUUGGGCUCAAAUCUUCCCCUGCUUCGACCGCCAGCACUAUCGAUUCGUCCCGCUCCUCUCGGACUGUCGCAAGCGUGGACAGCUGUCCCCCGCCGAAGACCACCGCGACUAUCGGGAACCCAGUCCCUACUGCGUUGCAGAACGCGCAGCGGACGAGGGGGCUGAGGCGGAAGGGUAGUACGAUGUUCACGGCGAGUGGGAGCUGUGGGAGUAUUGGAGAAAGCAAGGGGUUCAGCCCGGUCACGCCAACCAAGCCGGCUUUGUAUGUCCCUACAUUCGGCCAUGGCGUUCACACACCCUCUCCGGCCACACCGACCAGCUACUACCCCUUCGUCUCCUCUUCUUCCAUCCUCAGUAUCUCUACCCCAACCUCCGCAUGCACGCCACCCAGCUUUACCCCUGUCGACCUCCCGCCCUCGGUGCAAGCCAUCCCUGCUCGGAUGAGGGAGCACCAAGGCCCGGUCGCCCGAGCGAGCAACCCGAUGCUCUCUGCGGCGUACAAGGCGGGGGACAAGGCGCUACCUGAGCAAGAAAUGACCAAGCAGAACAGGCUGGAUAGGGACUUUGUGCUUGUCCAGAGCUUGGGCGCGGGGGCUUUCAGCCAGGUCUGGAAGGUCAGGGAUAAGAAGGAGGGGAAGUUGUGGGCUGUCAAGGCGGGCAAGCCAUAUACUGGUGUCAAGAAUCGUCUCCGCCAGCUUGAAGAAGUCUCCAUCCUCCACUCGCUAUCCCUCGACUCCAACCCGCACCUUAUCCACUUUGUCGAUUCCUGGGAACACCGGAACCGUCUCUAUCUCCGAACCGAGCUCGCGGAAUGCGGCGACCUCUCGCGCUUCCUCGAUGCUUUGGGGGACACGGGCGGCCUAGGCGAAACGCGGUGCUGGAAGCUUCUCUCCGAGCUAUCCCUCGCGCUCAAGUACGUCCACGCGCACAACAUCCUCCACCUGGACGUCAAGCCCUCCAACGUGCUCAUCACCCGGUCCGGCUCACUCAAACUCGCCGACUUUGGCAUGUCGACCAUCUCGGACCUUGCUGGCCGAGCGGCGGAUCUGAGCCCCGCGCUCCCCCUGCUCGGCUCGGACGGCGGCUUCGUGUGGUCCGAGAUCGACUCGGACAAGCCGGAGGAGCGAUCAAUCAUCACUGUUCCCAGUCCCAUCGUUGACCGCGAGGUCGAAGGGGAUCGAGAAUACCUUUGUCCCGAAGCCCUCGGAGACGGAGCGGUCGGGCGCGAAGCCGAUAUCUUCAGCCUGGGCAUCCUCGUCCUUGAGGCGGCACUCAAUGUCGUCUUGCCUUCCAACGGCGACGGGUGGGUCAAGCUACGCAACGACGACUUCUCGGACCUCGCGGAGCACUAUGUGCCGCGAGAGAAGGGGGACCAUAGGCAGGUCACCGAGGCGGGGCUGCCGGUGGUCAGUGAGAAGCUGCUGGAGGUGGUGAGGGGGAUGAUGGGGGCCGAGAGGGAUGAUCGGUGGACGUUGGACGAUGUCAUGGGGCUGGAGGAGAUGAAGCGGGUGCGGGAGGCGAUGGAGGACAAACGAUUGGGAGCGGCGUGUGUAGAAGAGGCGGAUGAGGCUUUGACGAUGAUUCUGGCGUAA
This is a messenger RNA of Dioszegia hungarica, 3435 nucleotides long. RefSeq lists its product as uncharacterized. The record is from RefSeq and is a predicted model, not a curated record. Bases 1 to 3435 code for a protein of 1144 amino acids. The transcript has 4 exons. Gene Ontology annotation, molecular function: ATP binding; protein kinase activity. Lineage: Eukaryota; Fungi; Basidiomycota; Tremellomycetes; Tremellales; Bulleribasidiaceae. Gene Ontology annotation, biological process: protein phosphorylation.